AUGUCGCCCACUCCUCUCCGUCCCGGCGUUUAUGCGCCAACUAUGACCUUCUUCGAUCCCAGCACUGAAAACCUCGAUGUUGCCUCAAUCCGUCGCCAUGCUGUGCGCUUAGCCAAAGCGGGUCUGGUCGGUCUCGUCACCAUGGGCUCUAACGGUGAGGCCGUGCACUUGACGCGCCAGGAGCGCGCAACCGUCACACGGGAGACCCGCUCUGCUCUCGAUGAGGCCGGCUUUACGGAUGUGCCAGUCAUCUCUGGUGCCAGCGAGAACAGUAUUCGCGGCACCAUUGAGCUGUGUCAGGAAGUUGCCGCAGCCGGCGGCGAGUAUGCUCUGAUCGUGCCGCCCAGCUACUACCGUGCCGCUGUCGGCAACGACGAGACUCUAUACGAGUACUUCACUGCUGUGGCUGAUGGCUCUCCCAUUCCUAUUAUCCUUUAUAACUACCCCGGCGCCGUCGCUGGAAUCGAUAUGGACUCUGAUCUCAUCAUCCGCAUCUCCCAGCACCCCAACAUUGUCGGCACCAAGUUCACCUGCGCCAACACCGGCAAGCUGACUCGUGUCGCAAGUGCCCUUGGCGCCAUCACGCCCCCCUCCCCUCUGGCCCCCGCCCAGCGCGCCGCUCCCACCGUGUCCAAGCCAGACGCCAAGCACCCCUACGUUGCCUUUGGCGGUAUCGCUGACUUCAGCAUCCAGACUCUUGUCUCUGGUGGAUCCGCGAUUCUAGCCGGUGGUGCCAAUGUCGUCCCCGUCUGCAAGCUUGCCGAGGCCAUGCAGGCCCAGCAGCAGCUCAGCGAUGCCGACUGGGUGCUCACCAAGGCCGCCAUUCCCGGCACCAAGUCCGCUAUUCAGUCUUACUACGGCUACGGCGGAUAUCCUCGUCGACCCCUGGCCCGUCUUAGUGAUGCCCAGGCUCAAACGAUCGCCGACAAGAUUAAGGGCGCAUUGGAAGUUGAAUUGUCGCUGCCUGACGUGGCGUAA
Messenger RNA from Penicillium maclennaniae, 978 nucleotides. Its product is annotated as dihydrodipicolinate synthase family protein. The transcript is spliced from 2 exons. Bases 1 to 978 code for a protein of 325 amino acids. Gene Ontology annotation, molecular function: 4-hydroxy-tetrahydrodipicolinate synthase activity. The record is from RefSeq and is a predicted model, not a curated record. NCBI's taxonomy places the organism in Eukaryota, Fungi, Ascomycota, Eurotiomycetes, Eurotiales, Aspergillaceae.